UAUCCAGAGAAAGAGAUAUUAACCCACAAAAACUCUCCCCGAAGUCCGAAAUCAGAGGCGCACAAGGACUGAACUUAUAAAAACCCAGAACCCCAACAGUAAACCAGGAAAAAAGCAGAAAUGGAAACCGGUCAGCCAAGCGGGACUCUCUCAGGAGACGAUCUUUCCUCUCUGUCAUCAACCCCGGCAACCACCAUCUCACGGUGGUCCUUCGCUGUCUCACGGCGGUACCAACACUUUCUUGACAAAACGGUCCCUCACAUCCUCUACCGUUGGAUCUCCUGCUUAGUCGUAGUAUUGAUUUAUGCAAUCCGCGUCUACCUUGUUCAAGGCUUCUACAUAGUCACAUACGGUCUUGGUAUUUACUUGCUUAAUCUCUUGAUUGGAUUUUUGUCCCCCCAAAUUGACCCUGAGAUCCAUGACGGCCCCACUCUUCCUACUCGCGGAUCCGAUGAGUUUCGUCCUUUCGUUCGCCGGUUGCCCGAAUUCAAGUUCUGGUAUUCAAUUACGAAGGCGUGUUGUAUUGCCUUUGUAAUGACAUUUUUCUUCGUGUUUGAUGUGCCGGUGUUUUGGCCGAUAUUACUUAUUUACUGGGUCAUGCUAUUCCUUCUUACUAUGAGGAGACAGAUUUCCCAUAUGAUCAAGUAUAGAUAUGUUCCAUUCUCUACUGGUAAACAGCGAUAUGAUGGAAAGAAGGGACCUUCCACCGAAACUGCUGAUCUAUCUAAGGAAUGAAUUUAAUAGGCUGAGCGUUUUGAAGGCUAUGGUGGUUGUAGAAUUGUUUUGAAGGCCAAUUUUGAUUCAUUCAAUGAUUGUUUCUUCUUACUAAGAUUCCCCAUAUAUUACUCAGCUAGCUUGGCCUGUGGAAAGCCAAGUGGUUCAUGAUGCUCAUUUUUCACAAGGAUUACUUUUGUAUAGAAGUGGGCAUGCCGCAUUUCUUUUGCUAAAUUAUUACUUUACUGACUUGUAGUCUACUGAGGGACAUGCCAGUCGGUGCAUUAGGAUUAUGCUUAGUCUAGUUAUAAAUUGUUCGUUUCUCAUCAAUGGAAAAUGCCAUUUUUCACCCA
This is a messenger RNA of Populus trichocarpa (black cottonwood), 1067 nucleotides long. RefSeq names its product protein RER1A. Gene Ontology annotation, biological process: retrograde vesicle-mediated transport, Golgi to endoplasmic reticulum; protein retention in ER lumen. The record is from RefSeq and is a predicted model, not a curated record. Lineage: Eukaryota; Viridiplantae; Streptophyta; Magnoliopsida; Malpighiales; Salicaceae. The transcript is spliced from 4 exons. Gene Ontology annotation, cellular component: Golgi membrane. The coding region runs from base 121 to 735 and encodes 204 amino acids.